AUGGCCUCUCCUACCUUCACAUCUGGCUCAACCAAAUCCAAGCAAAAGAUAAAGAUCGCUCUCUCCAUCGACUUUGACGCAAUAUCCGGCUGGCUAGGUACAUCCCAACAUCCCGAUAACAACAUGGCCGACAUCUCCUCAGGCUACUUUAGCGGUUACGUCGGUGUCCCUCGUCUCCUGAAAGUGUUCUCCCGUCUCGGCAUUUCUGACAAAGUGACUUGGUGUAUCCCCGGCCACUCCUUGGAAACCUUUCCUGAGCAGUCAAAGGCGAUUGUCGAGUCUGGGGCUGAGAUUGCAUUACAUGGUUAUUCACAUGAGGGAAGUACGCAAAUGACCGCACAGCAGGAAAGAGAUGUUUUGGUCAAGACGAUUGCGUUGGUGGAGGGGUUGACGGGUAAGAAGCCUAGAGGGUACAGAGCGCCCUUGUAUCAGAUCCAGGAGCGGACGGUAAAAUUGCUGCAGGAGCAUGGCUUCCUCUGGGAUUCGAGUCUGGCGCAUCUGGACAGUACGCCCUACUUUUUGCCAAAGGAGGUGGACAAACUCGACACGAUCGAAUUUUCUCCCGACAAAGACGCGAGCGGUUGGAUGAAGCCAUCCANNAAAGACUUUUUGAAAAUGGAGCACAGCAGUCUUGUGGAGAUUCCUUGCAAUUGGUAUAUGGAGGACAUGACGCCGAUGCAAUUCUUUCCCAAUGUGCCAAACUCUCAGGGCUUUGUAGACGUUCGCUUGAUCGAACGCAUGUGGAUGGACCGUUUCGAGUGGCUCAAGAGCGAAGUCGAAGAUGGGAGGGAAGACAUGACAAUCUUUGCUCUCGUCCUCCACCCAGACACAAGUGGUAUGGCGCAUGUGAUUGGUAUGAUUCAAAGGUUUCUGGGUUGGCUAAAGUCGUUCGGCGAUGAGGUCGACUUUUGUACCUAUGAGCAGAUUGCAACCGAGUUUGCGAGUGCGAGGGAAUAG
Messenger RNA from Aureobasidium uvarum, 957 nucleotides. NCBI's taxonomy places the organism in Eukaryota, Fungi, Ascomycota, Dothideomycetes, Dothideales, Saccotheciaceae. The record is from the annotation of a GenBank genome assembly.